Molecule: messenger RNA, 660 nt
Organism: Odontomachus brunneus
Lineage: Eukaryota; Metazoa; Arthropoda; Insecta; Hymenoptera; Formicidae
Exons: 1
Coding region: 1-660 (219 amino acids)
Biological process (GO): DNA integration
Molecular function (GO): nucleic acid binding
Source: RefSeq, a predicted model, not a curated record
AUGAGCGAAUUUCCCGCAGUGCAAGUAUCCGCUCCAUCUCGCAGCUUACAGCAUUGCGGAUUGGAUUACGCUGGCCCUAUCGUUGUUCGGACGUCCACCGGUCGAGGAAUCGCUUCGCGUAAGGUGUAUAUCGCGCUGUUCGUUUGUCUGGCGACGCGUGCCAUCCAUUUAGAACUGGUGUCAGACUAUUCCACUCGUGUCUUCCUCAAUGCAUAUGUGCGCUUCUGCUCGCGCCGCGGAUUGCCGCAGUCGAUAUAUUCCGACAACGGAACGAACUUUGUCGGCGCGAAUCGCGAGUUGGCUGCCGCGUAUCGCGCCGCGUUGCGCGAUCCGGCUUUCCAAACGGCCUCCGAUAGCGUCGCGUGGCACUUCCUUCUUCCGUCAGCACCUCACUUCGGCGGAAUAUGGGAACCCGAAGUUAAGAGUGUAAAACAUCAUUUGCGCCGCGUUAUCGGUAGUCACAUUCUCACGUUCGAAGAAUUGCUGACAAUUUUAUGCAAAGUCGAGGCCUGCUUAAAUUCACGUCCUAUCGCACGGCUAUCGGAUAAUCUAGACGACUACGAACCAUUGACAUCUGAUCACUUUUUGAUCGGUGCUGCGAUCACGUCCGCUCCGGAACCCUCUCUGCUUGUUUUGAACGAGAAUCGCCUGUCUCGAUAG